CUGAGGGUCUGCGCCCCCCUCAGGGCGGCCCCUGAAAUGGUGUCGAUGCUGAAACGCAACUCGUGCGGCAAAGCCCUGGAGAUCGCCCGUCAGGCCCGCGAUAUGCUGGGGGGCAACGGGAUUUGCGACGAGUACCACGUCAUCCGGCACCUGCUGAACCUGGAGGCCGUCAACACCUAUGAAGGCACCCACGACAUCCACGCGUUGAUUCUGGGCCGGGCCAUCACCGGGAUUCAGGCGUUCACAGCUGGCAAGCAGACGGAGCAGCGCGGGUAGGGAUUGGGAUGGGGGGCACCGGUGGAUUUUAGGGACGGCCGGCGGCGUGCCGAUGGACUUUGGCCGCGUGGAAGGGAACGGCGCCACGCUGACGGGCCGCCGUGUCACCGAAUGGACGCAGUGCCACCUGCCGGGCAUGGCAGCCUGCUUCAGUGCCUUCACCGCGCACAAUAAAGGGUGGAAACGCCACCCCUGCCUGCUCAUCA
Messenger RNA from Lagopus leucura (white-tailed ptarmigan), 482 nucleotides. RefSeq names its product glutaryl-CoA dehydrogenase, mitochondrial-like. The record is from RefSeq and is a predicted model, not a curated record. The coding region runs from base 37 to 276 and encodes 79 amino acids. Gene Ontology annotation, biological process: fatty acid beta-oxidation using acyl-CoA dehydrogenase; fatty-acyl-CoA biosynthetic process. Gene Ontology annotation, cellular component: mitochondrial inner membrane. Gene Ontology annotation, molecular function: flavin adenine dinucleotide binding; fatty-acyl-CoA binding; glutaryl-CoA dehydrogenase activity. NCBI's taxonomy places the organism in Eukaryota, Metazoa, Chordata, Aves, Galliformes, Phasianidae. The transcript has 2 exons.